UCUUCCCGCUCUCGCAAUCCCUCCGUCCAUUCUAGACCAUCUUUACUUUGGGCGGCGGCCCCAUGCCCGGCCCUUGAGUCUCACUUGUUCCUCCUCCCCCACACCCUUUUCUCGGCCAUUACGCCGCCUCCCACCCCUCCUCCCCAAUGGCCCUCGCCGCUCCUCCCCGCGGAGUCAUUCCCGGGGAUUUGUUACUCGUCGUCCAUGAUUUCGAUGCCCGCGGCCCCGACGAGCUGACUUUGCGACGCGGGGAAAAAAUCGAAUUGGUUGAGCUGGAUGAGGGCUUCGGAGAUGGCUGGUAUCUGGGCAAAGAAUUGACUACCGGUUCGACAGGUCUCUUCCCCGGAGUAUACACCACGGCCGCCCCAAAGAUUCGCACUCGCCCCCCUACUGAGACCACGGUCCAGGCGACGGCCGAGCACCCGACAGAGAUCGAUGGCACUACUCUUGAUGCUGAAUUUGUUCCCAGGAGCGGCGAUUCUACCCCUCAAGUUUCGCGCCAUACCAGCAUCUCCGACCUACACGCCCCCGAGGUGCCCCGGUCGCCCCCGCAACAGCAGCAGCCACAGCAACGUUCCGCCUCUUCCCCCUUGCCGGCUGCCAAGAUCUCCCUUGAAAUCCGUCAGGCGCUGGAGGGGCAGCAUCGCAAUGGCCAGGACAGUCCCGUCAUGAACGAGACCCUCAGCGUGAUCGAUGAACACAUCACCGAUCUCAGCACGCCGCGGCAUAGCGUGGCUGAUCGGGAGCCCUCCGUUUUGAACGACUCCGCCAGCGAGUAUAGCAGCCAUCUGGAUCACCGUCGCUCUUACAUCAAUGGGCAUGAAACCGAUGAGGAGGAAGAGCGGCAGCCACAAGAGGCUCAGGUUCGCCGAUGGUCCCCGGCCUACACGGCCCGGCAGCUACGUCAGCUGGGUAUUGAAAACAAGCACUGUGACAUAUUCGAAGAGCAGGAGAUCAGCGGCGAUGUUUUGCUCGACAUGAACCAGGACUUCCUAUUCAUGAAGGAGUUUGACUUUGGGGUUAUGGGCCGUCGCCUGAAGACUUGGCACAAGAUUCGAACGUUCCAGGACCAGGUCAAAGUCAGUCCCAAGGCCCCAUCGCCGGCAGUAUCGCCUACCCUGCCGCGCAGCUCGCUGGUCGCAGGCCCAGGCUCGCCGGAGCGCACACGUAGUCGAGCGGGACAGACGGCCCCCUUGCUACCACGCAUUCCGACUUUGCGCACCUCGAAUACGCCCCAUCCCAGACUUGUCGGUAACACCGGCCCUAGUACCGGCAGUAGCUCCCCGAUUCCGUCGCAAGCUCCGUCGUAUAUGGAUCAUUCGCGUCGCCCAUCUGCGGCGUCUGUGCGGGAAAUCAAUCAUUCGCGCCGACACUCCUCCAUUGAUGCGACAACUCGCUACUCCGGAGUUGUCGAUGGCUCCCCAGGACCCACGCAGCGGGGCUCCUUCGAUCGCGCCUGGUCUCUGUCCACAGGACCUCAGCAACGCCUACCCACGCGUCCGGGAACAUCGGCAGGGACUUCGACGGCCAAUUCUCCAGCCUUUGAGACGGGCUUCGUGCAUACUGGCGGUCACCGUGCGAACGAGUCGAAUGGCUCUGACACUACAGCUGCCACGCCGGAUGACCUGGACCGCGGUUAUUUCUCGGGCCCCGAAGGCGACACCCGCAAACACAGGCGACUUUUGCAAAAACGGCAGUCGGCGGCUGGGAGCGCCGAUGCGCGCAUCUCACCGGUCCCUGGCGAGCCUCUUCGGGUAUCGAAGCGGCACUCGCGCAUCAGCAGCAUGGACUCGAUUCGAGAAAAGGCUGUGCAGCCUAUUGCCCCGCCCAAUAAGUCUUUUACAGCCCCUGCACCGAAGGGACGACUCCGCAGUCUCAGCACUCGCCUGGUAGACCGGCGAACACCACAGUCGGCUCCAGUCUCCGCGAUCGAGGAUCGUUCUGGAGGGUCCAAUUUAUUCGGUCCGCUAUUCGGCGGCAAGUCGGAAAGUGACACAUCCCGUUCGUCUCAGCAACCAGCGAAGACUGGCGCUCAAAAGUUUCGACGUGUCGUAGGUAUCCGCACGAUGUCGGAUGUGGUGAACAAGGGCGUCGACACCACCGCUGCGCCACCGUCUCCAGUUCGGGAUCGAGAUCCUGCUCCUGCCCGGACCGGAUCCACGACCCCUUCGACCACCAAGAGUUCUGAACGGUUGAGCACGGACGGCUCCGGAAAGGCAACGGAAAGUGGUCUAUGGCCCCGCUCCCGUCCAUCUGUCAAGACUGGGUCCAAGUCGAAGAAGGACACCAGUGCUUACAUGCGCGGGCUGGAGAAGAAAUCGCCGCAGGAGCAGAUGACAGGCUGCGAUUACGUCGGGUGGAUGAAGAAGAAAUCCCCGAACCUGAUCACCACGUGGAAGCCACGACUAUUCGUGUUGCGAGGUCGUCGGUUGUCGUAUUACUAUUCGGAACAGGACACAGAGGAACGGGGAUUGAUUGACAUCACCGCGCAUCGCGUGCUACGUGCCGAUCACGACCCUAUGAUUGCGUUGCAUGCCACUAUCACCGGCUCUACCGGGUCGCCGACUGCGCCUGCUCCUUCCGUGCAACUGGCUGAUGGAUCUUCCUCGUCGGAUCCCAUUCCCACCAGCGAGGCACCGCGAGUCAGCAAGUCCGGCAACGAGGGGCCAUUCUUCUUCAAGUUGGUGCCACCCAAGUCGGGCUCUUCACGGACAGUGCAGUUUACCAAGCCGGCAGUCCAUUAUUUCCAGGUUGACAACGUGCAGGAGGGCCGGCGCUGGAUGGCCGCUUUAAUGAAGGCGACCAUUGAGCGGGACAUGGACUUGCCAAUAGAGACAACAAAUAAGCAGCGUACCAUUAGCCUGAAGGAAGCGCAGUUGAUGAAUCAGCGGCCGCCGGCACUGAUGGCAGGAACGGCAGCUGGAGCGGAGGGGGCGGCGCCCGAGGCCACAGCGACAGAAGACGCAUCAUCCAAAGCACCUUCUGAGCCUACCGAAGGGAAGACGACAGGCGCAGAGACAGAAGACGCACCCGAAGAACGAGGCUUGAUGAUUAAAGGGCUUGAUUUGGACGGGCAGCGUGCCAGCAGCGACAGCAAGGAGGGCGUCCAGCUGUCAAAGCCUUUGGGAGACGUUGACACUGACCCUGCGUCUUUGGUCCCAGAGUCGAUGCGAGACUCACAGUGAUGCAGCCUGGGAUUUCACUUUCUUUCCACCUUUUCCCUUAUUCUCUUAUUCUUCUUCCCCCCUCGCCCGCACUUCUUUCUAUUACCUUCUUGUAGUGAUGACGGCGAGCUCGCUUG
Molecule: messenger RNA, 3301 nt
Organism: Aspergillus saccharolyticus JOP 1030-1
Lineage: Eukaryota; Fungi; Ascomycota; Eurotiomycetes; Eurotiales; Aspergillaceae
Product: putative polarized growth protein (Boi2)
Exons: 3
Coding region: 147-3185 (1012 amino acids)
Biological process (GO): actin cytoskeleton organization
Cellular component (GO): plasma membrane
Molecular function (GO): protein binding
Source: RefSeq, a predicted model, not a curated record